Astrephomene gubernaculifera is the source of this 701-nucleotide messenger RNA. NCBI's taxonomy places the organism in Eukaryota, Viridiplantae, Chlorophyta, Chlorophyceae, Chlamydomonadales, Astrephomenaceae. The record is from the annotation of a GenBank genome assembly.
CGUCGCUCGCGCGACUGAACGCCGUCAUGCGCGCCAUUGAUCUGAGUGCGCUGCUGGCGGCGCCACUGGCGGCGGGCGGGCUGAUGACGGGCGCCGGACCGUUUGUGGCGGUUGCGGCGAUGGCGGUUUAUUGUUGCGGGGCAUACCUGCCGGAGCGGGCGCUGCUGGGGGCGGCGUUUAGGGCGGCGCCGGUGCUGGGGCAGCCCAAGGUGCGUGGAGAAACCGCCGCCAACGCCGCCUCCGACCCUCCCGCUUCCCCACCACUGUCGCCUCAAACAGCGGCAGAUGAGUGCACGGGACUGUUGAGUGAGUACCCCCCUCAGGCUCCCGACCUCAACAGCAGCAACAGCAACGGCGACGGAGGUGGGAUAGGGGGCGGCGGCGGUGACAACGACAUGCUUCGUACCCGUUUUUCCAAGGGUACCGGUGGUACGGCAAAGGGUGCAACAACAGCUGCUGUGGGUGCGGUUUCGGAGCCCGAAACCACCUCUGGAAGGGAGCAUGGCUCGCUUGAUCCGGCCGGCGACGACGAUGCAACACCAGCAGCCCUCAGCAGCCCUCCCGUUGAUAAGGAGACCACUAACGCCGCCGUCGUCGGUGGCAGCAGCAGCGGCGGUUUCGCCAGACAACCGCCGACGUCGCUGUCCAUGGCGACGUCAGCGGUUUCGGAAACCGGCGGAGGCGCCUCUUCCAGCGCUUCC